Molecule: messenger RNA, 2555 nt
Organism: Rubroshorea leprosula
Lineage: Eukaryota; Viridiplantae; Streptophyta; Magnoliopsida; Malvales; Dipterocarpaceae
Source: the annotation of a GenBank genome assembly
CAUGACCACAUCGGAAACAAACCAGGCAGAAGUUAACAGAAAAACCAUAAUUCACCAAUCACUUUCAGAUCAUCAGGACAAUCAAUUAAAUUUCAAGUAGGCAUGCUCAAUUUAAUGAAAAGCAUAAAAAUUUCACUUCAAAUCAGUCAUACUUACUUUUGUAUAAAACAGGUUGUUGCGAGGGAUUUUUGGACAAUUGAGUUAAGUGAAUUGAGCUGGAUUCGAUGGAACUUAUUUUCUGGAUUAUAUCGAACUCAGAUUUGCUGGUUCCGUCGAAUUUCAUAAUCGAUGGGCAAAGCAAUUGUUAGUGGUGGUGUGGGAUCCACUUGCAUGGAUUUAGUGUGUUUUCGCCAGAUAGCAUUUGACAUGGCAAAAAUUUUAUCCAUGUCAUCACUUUUUGAAAUUUUGCUCUCCACGUCAUCAAAAAAAAUAUAAAAAAUGCCACGUAAAUAAGGGGAGAUGUCGCCGGCGGCUGGCUUCUUUUCUGGGUUGCAGGGGCGAGGAAGAAGAAGAGCAGAACGUGCAAGUGGCUGGGAGGAAAUUUCUGGGUUUAAAUCUUGUUCUCCAUCAAGAAAGGAAAGGGAAAACUCAAGCUCUUUACCGGUUCUCAAGGGGGAAGCUUCAGCGGCUUUGGGGGGAAGCUUCGGGAGGUUUUCAAGAGCACUUGAGACACUCGGGUUUACGUUCAGAAUCAAAGAAGUUAAUCCUGUACCGUACGAGUCGCUGCCGAACCCUUAUGCUUUGGUGAUUACCGGUGAUGAAGGUGGAGGCUGUGAUGAUGAUGAGAUGCUCAGCAAGGGGAUGGUGAAGAUCCGAGGUGAAAGAACGAAGGUGAUGGUGGCGAUGGUGGAUCUGCAAAAGGGAGAAAAAUCAAUCCCAGUACCGAUCCGCGAGCGCCACAUCAUCUGGUUCGGCUGGCAGCUCGUCCUCGUCCUUCCGUCGCAGUCUACGUCGUUGCUCUCCUCCUCCUCCAUUUUUCAGGCCGAUAUCGCCUCUCCGAACUCCUUAUCUAGCGCGAGGACGAGAUCUCGGGUUUCCUUAAAUAGCUACGAUGGGUAUCCCAAGAUCGACUUCCUCUUCCUCGCCCGUCGGGAGCUACCUCUUGAUUUUCCCUGGAGCACCUUCUUUGAGGUCUGUUUCUCUGUUUUUCAAAUUUGUGUGCGGUUCUCUGCAAAAAAGGAAAGGAAUUUCUGCAGUUUCUUGGUAAAGCUAUAUGAAUUUCAGGAUCUGAAGUUGUUCGGUUUUUGCAGAAUGCUGAUGCUGGUAAUUUCUCUAUUAUAUACACCCUCCGAGCCUGGGUUUGUCUUUGAUUAAUUGAAUUCGGGCUCGCAAUUCUUUUAUGGUCGCCAAUUGAGUAAUAGCAUUAAAGUGAUCAAUGUUCGGCUUUGUAUUUUGAGUUUCAGAUAGUGGAAAGAAGGGAAUUAUGGUUUCGAGUGUUAAGUUUUUGUUGGUAGUGAAAGCAGGGAACUUUUUAAGAUUCAGAGUUGUGAUUUUUCUUCUAUUGUUGGUUGGUGGAUGGAAACUGAAAGGAUGAAUUAGAAACUUGUUAAGUUCAAUGGCAUAUCUGAUUUUGAGUUCGUACAUGGUCUCUUAUUGCAGGUGAGAUGGGGAGAAUCAAGCAUGAUAGAAGUGGAGAGAUUGUUGCUUGCAGUUGCUCUAGAAGACCCAGCGAAUCAAAGAUUUGUCCUGCUUUCUGACAGAUUUCCAAAGCUUGGACAAGGAUUAGUAUUUUGUGUUCCCCUUUACAAUUUUGGUUAUAUAUACAAGUAUCUGAUGGCUUCUCCAAGGAGCUAUAUGGACAGGUAGAGGGCAGCCUGCUUGAUUCUUGAGGUGCCUAUAAUUGAUUCUUUACAAAUGGUUCCAUGAUAAAUGAAAUGAUAGUGUUCUAUCUGUUUUAAGCCUUUUCUGGUUCCUACCGAAGAAAUCACUUCAUUUUGUAGCUUUCUUAAUGUAAAGGAUGGUAGAUACAGCUCAAAGAUGUCAUCUAUCAUUCCAAAAGACAAGUGGCAAAAAGAAUCUCAGGUUAUCCAUUUUCUGUUAUAGAUAACAUUAAAUUAAUGUAGAGAUGGUUGAGUGUUGGGGGAACUGGAUUUUUUAAUGAGCUGCUUUAGAUUCUUCAACUGGAUUUAAAAAGUAAUGGGAAUUGAUUAUUUCCAUCUUUGCCUCUCUUUCCUUCUAAAAAUAGCUGAAGAUAGAGAUGUCCCCUUGUCUCUUUUUCAUGAGUUUUAUAUGUCUUUUUUACUACUACGAUGUAAAAAAUUAAGCUUUGGUUUUAACUUGUUUACAUUUGUAGUGGAUCUCCUUGGCUGUAUAUUUGUUUGAUGAAUAGGAGCACUGCGGAAACUUUAUUUUCCUCUUCCGGUUUCAUUUGUGGCAUCCUGUGUGUUCCUUUAAUUCUACUGUUCUUUUUCUCUUCCUUCAUUGUGCAUCUCAACUAUUGGUUUAAAAGUCUUAAGUGAGUCUCAUGUUUCCUCUGUUUCAACACACGUUGCAUUACCCAGCAUUGUAUAGGGAGUAGGAACAAAUUUAUAAUGGAAUAGAGAAAUGUUGCAAAG